Molecule: messenger RNA, 7838 nt
Organism: Centropristis striata (black sea bass)
Lineage: Eukaryota; Metazoa; Chordata; Actinopteri; Perciformes; Serranidae
Gene: lcor
Product: ligand dependent nuclear receptor corepressor
Exons: 5
Coding region: 129-1616 (495 amino acids)
Biological process (GO): regulation of transcription by RNA polymerase II
Cellular component (GO): nucleus
Molecular function (GO): DNA binding
Source: RefSeq, a predicted model, not a curated record
UGCUGUCGGAGCAGUCUCGGAUCAGCCGGCUGGAGAGACAGGCCCAAGACUUCCUCAAUGCUGUGUUCCACAGAAAAGACCUCCCAAGUUUCUCAGAACCUCACAUUCCUCUAGUGGCUCGUGAGAUCAUGCAGCGAAUGAUCCGCCAGUUUGCUGCCGAAUAUACCUCAAAAACUACUCAGGACGACUCUCCCCUGCCCAACGGCAACAUGAAGGACCAAAGCCUGCCGAGAGCGGCGUCUCUGGUCGCGGCCCCGUCCACGGCUGCUGCCUCUGCACAGAACCCCGUCCUCAGCAAGCUGCUCAUGGCCGACCAGGACGGCCCGCUGGACCUCUCCGUCAAAAAGAACGAGGCCGACCCAGAGCCCAGCCAACAGGACGGCGUCCUGGACCUCUCCACCAAGAAGAACCACAGCGCAGGAAACCUCAAAACCUUCCCCAGCCUCUCCCCUGAGCCCGGGGUCAAAGGACGUUCCAUCAAAGUGGAGCAUCCCCUGCAGGAGGUGGAUGAGGAUGGCCUGCUGCAGAGAAGCUUGCAGGAUGGACUGAGGGAGAACUAUGUCAACUCCAACUCCUUCAAGCCGCCAAUGGCCCGCUCGCUGCGCAUCAAGGAAGAGCUCCUCAGCCAGAAGCAUCGCCUCCUGAGCCAGCCUGCUGCUCUCUCAUUGGCUAACUUAGAGUCAGCCGGCUUGCUCAAUCAUGCGCAGUCCUACUCCUUGCUCGGCCAAAAGGGCUCUUCCUCUUUCUGGGGAAGCAAGGCCCACCUUGAGAGCCUGAUGAAGCUAAAGCAGGCCAGCGGAGCUCUGAGCGGGGCCCUCAGUGACCUCAAAGACCUCCCGACAUUCCUGGAGAAUCACCACAACCACCACGGAGCCUUCUCCUUCAAAAGUUCCCUCCACCAUCACCACCACAAUCAGGUCUCCAAGGCCCAACACCACCACAACGAGGGCAAGAGGGACCAGGGCCACUCGCCUCCCGUCGACCUAAAGAUACCCCAGGUUCGGGGCAUGGAUCUGUCCUGGGACUCCCAUGCAUCUGAUCUCUACGGCUACGGUGCCAUGGGGGUCGGAGGCGGUGGCCACGGGGAGAACACCCUGAGCCGGAAGCUGAGAGCCAUCCUGCCCAAGCAGAACCGCCGAGGAGGAAGCCUCGGGAGCCUGCUGGACGGGGCGGCCGACUACUGGAACUCCGACUUGGACCACUCAAGUUCUGGGCCGGCAUACUCCACCUCCGACGUGGAAGGGGACCCGAACUCCAAGCAGCCGAGGAAGAAGAGGGGCCGCUAUCGCCAGUACAACUCGGAGAUCUUGGAGGAGGCCAUAACGGUCGUGAUGAGCGGAAAGAUGAGUGUCUCCAAGGCUCAGAACAUGUAUGGGAUCCCGCACAGCACCCUGGAGUACAAGGUCAAGGAGCGCAUGGGAACCCUGAAGAACCCCCCAAAGAAGAAGCUCAAGCUGAUGAUGAAGAUGGAAGCAGGAGGCCAGGAUUUUCCUCUCGCAGAGUCGGAGAACACGCCCACCGCAACUCCACGAGAUGACGGCCCGCCGCUGGCAGCUGCCGAUCUCAAGGACAAUGUAAAAGAAGAGAUUGAUGACAAUUUCAAACCAAUCGACUAAAAAACGACUCACACAUGUAAACCUCAGUCAAAUGACUUAAGUGAUUUGAAAAAAAACCGGAUGGGGCUUUAUUUGUGCCAAUUUACUUUGCAGUAUCUGGGUGAGCACAAACGCAGGGAUAAUAUGAGGAGGAUUCUUAAAUACAAACUGGAGAUAAACAAACUAAUCGGAUGUUUUUUAACAAGCGGCGUUUCAGCGACGCCAUACAAGCAUUUGUUGGCUUUUAUAUCCAGGGGCUUAACAAAUGCAGGUAAAGACAAUUAAUGAAAUUUCCAUAAGCAUGCUGAUAAUCCCCAGUCCAAAAAAAACUCCCAAUCCCCCUCUUUCUGAACUUGAUACACUGAACCAUUGCUGCUUCUAAAUGCAGUUUGGGCUUCGGACUAUUCCAAUUUGGGGGGAAAAAUGAGGGGACAAAAUUAACUCCUUAAAAAAAAAACUGAUAAAUUAAGUCCCUUUACUGCUCCCCUCUCUCAUGGAGUACUAGCUGACAAAUUGGUAAGUGAACUGUCUACUACAUUUGAAGCCAACUGUAAGGUUUAAUCAUCCCAUUGAUAUUCCUCACCAGGGGUUCUGAAUCAAAACCCAUUCUCUUAUUGCCAGGUAGCCAUGACGCUUUAACCCGCAAAACCUUUUAUUUCCUCCUUUAAGAUAUUCUGCUAAUCUCUGUGCGGACGAAAGCAACAUUAACCAGUCCUUUUUGAAUGAGAAAAGACACACAAAAGUCAUUCAGGGAUGCAUGUUUGUGAGUUUUCGUGGACACUACUGACUUCUAUAAUCGACUUAUUUUUUCCUCGAUCUUUUAUCUUUUUCAUUUAUUUUUGCUUUCUUUUGCACUACACUUUGGGUCUGGCGCUUACAGACCUGGUUACCUCGGCAUUGUUGCCCUCGCAUCAUGCACUUAUUAUGGUCUGUCUCUGAAGCCCAGUCGCAACCUUGUAACUAAACGGGUCGGAGGUGCACGUCGCCUGGUGUACGCUGAUCCAUAAUCAGAUCCUGGGAAACUCUAAAAAACCCUCUUUUUUUCUUCUUUUUUUUUGCCAAGAGACAAGUUGAGGGCUAAUCUGAUUAUGGAUCAGCUGUUUUUAAGGCGGAUUGCUACCUCAUGGACCUCCAUCAGUGUCUCGCGGCUGAUCCUGGAACAGCCUUCAGUCGCCUUCCCAAACGGUGACCAUCUCAAGCUCACGAAGGCUUUUUUUAGGAUCAGAAUGUGAAACUCUGCUGCUAUCCACUUGAUUAUCUAGCUCCUACACAUGGCUUUAGCUAGCUGAAGCUGAUCAGUUUUAGCUAAUACAUUGCUGAUGUUUUUUUUUUCCUUUUUCUAAUCAAACUAAGCAGAAGUUGUUUAGCUGUAAAAGAAAAUUUUCUCCCUCAAACCUCAAAGACAGUUUUAACAGCAGUUUACUACAACAAUGUGCAUUUAUAGAGGGGGGGUAGAGUGGAGUGGGAGGUCAUUUUGGGAUGGCGGGUGGGCAAUAUGCAGUGGGGAGGGUUUAGUUCAUAGAAGCGAGGGAAAAGCAGAUUUAAUAUAUUAUAAAUUAUUAUGACUGAUGAUGUAAAAGCCAAUCCGUGAUUCUGGAUGAUGAUGAUUCUUUUCUCCUCAUUUUUAACUCAGGGUAACUGAGACAGAUGAUGUGGGUUUCAAAUAUGGUCAUUUCCUGUUGGACCUAUAGCAGACAGACAGACAGGGGGACAGGACACUCCUCUCACUAACGCUCUGUCUGUGGGAGGAGCCAUAUGAGUAAAUGUGGCCGCGCCACAGCAGGUAGACCUGCCACUGAAUCAUGACAAAGAACUGAAAAACACAUGGCGCUGGGUUUUGGGAUCAAACUAAUGGCGCUAAAACUUCUAAAAAAUAGCACUUUUUUAAAAAAAGUAAGCGAAAAACACAAGAGUGAAAGAAAGCUGUUUGAGGUUAUGCACGUAGUGUGGCCCUUCUCUGGGGGAUAUGUGGGGCAGGGAGCGAACAGGAGGGCAGAGACGCAAGAAAAAAGCUUUAGUGUGUGAAGACUUACAGAAAGCUGCAGCUCGGACCCAAACUACUCUUUUGUUUUCCUCUCGAUUACCUCCAUGAUUAAAAACAAAAAAAGAAGAAAAAAAAGGUUGACAGCUUGAACAAGUUGAGUUUUGUGUAGUGUCGUCUCGUUGUUUUCCCUCCCCUCGCCGCUGAAGCACCAGGGAUAGAGGUGGGGAAAGAAUAUCCCUCAGAGGACACAGGUGGACAGAAAAAAAAUUUGCUCUUUAGGUAUUUUUCCAUCAGGGAAAAGAUUGAAGAAAAUGACAAAAGCUUUUUUUGGUCGUCAUGUUUUUUGUGCUUUGUGGUAAAUGUUGCUCUUCGCUCCUAACACUGCCUGGUGCUCACCCAGUCUGUGAGACUUUUAACAUAAUAAUUGUACCUCUCUGUUCAGAUGAAAUGAUGAUGAUUCACUCCUUUUGAAAUGUAUUGUACAUUUUUAUUUAUUUGAUUUGGUUUUUUUUCUUUGAUUAUUCUCUGAAAAAAAUGGCAUGCACCACAUUUUCUUUGUGGCUGAUUUUGGGGGUGGAGCCAAUUGAAUAUAUAUACUAAGUUAUCUAAUUAUUAUAAUAAUUGACUACCUGUUGCUUACAAACUUUUAUUCUUCAUUCAUAGCUAUAUUGGCUUGAUUGGCAGUGAUGCUAGCCAAUAGGAAAAGCUCUAUAAAAGACCCCUUGGACAACAAUAUUUCCAGUGGGGGCCAUCAUGCAUGAAAUGCGUCCAACACUUUGACAAUGCCGAGCAUUAAAGUGUCUAAAAGGGUAGUUUUGCGCGUUGAAUUGGACCCAGCGAAGGACAAUGCUCUGAUCUCAUAGUGAAAACAGGAUCGAAGCCCCGAUGUUGACACUAAAGCACUUGUUAUGAACAUGCCUCUGGCAGACAGAGUGCCACCUCAGAUCAAACGCCUGUUUCAUGUCAUGCAUGUAAAGCAUGGAUUGGUAAACUAAUAUGCUGUGUAAUUGACCAUUCGCAAAGCCCCUCCCCCAAUCAUACCUUAGCAACCGUUACUAAGAGAAGAAGGUCCGACAAGCUUUGAGCUCUGAGUAACAAGGUGAAACAGUCUGACACCAGCUACCCUAAGAGUUUAGCAGAAGGAGUCGUUUUUCCCCUUUUCCAAAACUAAAAAAACAAGAGGAGUGCUGCUGGCUGUGGAUUAAACACUUUGGGAGACACCACUCCAACGUAAUAUCUCCAAGAUCAAAAGACACACAAAUGUCUCGUCCAAGUUAAGCUGCUAGCUAGCAAACAUGAGCUAACUAACAAUUGCUAUAAAGCUAUGUUACAUGAGAUAACCCAAACAAGAUUUAACAGUUAUUGUCCUGUGAACUAGUAUUCUUUCCACUACUAGUGCAGAACUAGUUCAACAAAUUAUGUUAAUGAAACAAUGUGUAAAAUGAGCACGCUAAGCUAGCUAGCAAUGUUGCUAGGAGCUUAACAUAAUACAGGGCGGUACAGUGCCAAUAGCUAGCGUCACUGAAUCACACACCGGCCGGCUAUUGGCUAACAUUUUAUCAAAAUUUCACAUUAUACUACUAAUAUAAGUGACCAUGUUAUGUUUCCAAUUAAUGAAGUGGUGUGAAACUAGAGUCUAAUCUGAUCUUUCAAACCGUAUAGCGCUUUAACGAUGUACGCUAGCCUCGGGUUUACCUGAGUCGGCAAAAGGAUGCUAACGGCGGUGAAUAAGCCUGUAAUGUAUAUAUCAAUGUUGACCAUAACGUCUCAACAGGCCAUUAUGAACUUAUUUUAUUUCAAUCUUUAUAGCAAUUUGUGAAUGGACAGCCUAACUCCUGGAGGUAUUACUCCAAAAACACUCGCUAAAACAGCGCACCUUUUUAUGGAAACUUUUAUGGGGACUACAGAGAUAACAUUUUACUUAGUAAUUAAAUAACUAGAUAAAGAGAGCAGCCACGUAUUCUCUUUUUGUUUAUAACUGCUGCCUUACAUGUCACCAGAUAAACCGGUCACCAGAUAAACCGUAACACUGGUCCGCUCCACGGCUGUUGACGGUCCUGGGAGCUUUUCGGGCAUAGCAACGGUGACUAAGGGGGCGGAGCUUUUGCAAACGGUCAGUUGGCACCUGAUGCACAGGUUUACAUGGAAAAAGUCCAACAGCACUUAGACCGAAUUCCCCUGAGAGGGGCCAGACUAUCUCUGUGUAUCAAUCUCUAAAUUCUCUCUUAAAAUUCCCAAACCCUUUUGCUAUAAAUUUGCCAAUUCUUUCUAAAAAAAAAUUGAGGUAAAUUAAAAGUCCCAUCUUCAGCCUGCUCUUAUCUGCUGAGGUGCAUGCCAUUUAAUAUUUAUUUAUUUCAGUUCAUUUGGUUUUUCUUUGGGUUUUUUAUUUUUCUUAUUACAAAUUGUUUGUAGUCAUGUGGUUAACGGCUCCCCCUGUCCGAAAAAGUCCUCCUUCUUGCAACUGAGUCUCACUGCUGUUUAAAAAAAAAAGAACCUCAUACUAUAUUAUAUACUUAAGAGAACAGUAUAUAUCUAUUUAUUUACAUAUAUAUAAACAGAUACUUACAUAAUGAAUGUAGUGAACUGAAAUGAAUAUCUCAAAAACUUACAGAAACCAGAACAGUCAUCUGCAACAAAAAAAACAACAAAAUAAGAUGGCGCUGUCAGUUCAUUUUUUAACAGACUGUUGUUUUAAUUUUUUUUUUUGCUUUUAGUUUCACUUUACGCUGCUUGCAUUGGAAACGCAGCCGUUUUCCGACGCGGGCGUGCGACAGUAGCCUUCAGUACUGUAAAUGUCUCAGGAUCGAGCCAACAGGAUGGGCAGCAAUAUUUGUCAGUCGGAAAAUGGCGCAGACUUAACUACCUGUACUAGAUGUAAUUUAUAAACGUAUAUUACAUAUAAAAACUAUAUGUCGACUUGGUCAGCAGAGGCCGAGUGCUAUACCUCAAUCUCAGAAUAAUGACUCCUUUCCGUGCCUCGUACUUUUAUGUAUACCUUACCUGGGAGCCUGGCGAAGGGAUAGCCGAUACUCUGGGAAUAUAGUAUCCUCCGCUGUUUCUUUUCUUUUAUUAUUAUCUGUUUCUUUUCUUUGUUUCGCCUCCCUCUUUGCGAAGGGGAGGAGGGAGACGCUUCAAGUGUCUGACUGACCAAUAUUCGCCACCCUACCUCUUUUCAGGUAUUUUUUUUUUCUUUUUUGCAACAACAAAAACGUAUUAGGAGUACAUAAUGAGCGACAGAUUGAGACCCACAGGGGCUGUAGAGCUGUUCAUGUUGGGGUUGGUGUGGGAGGGCUGCAAAACCUCUCAAUUCUUACUCUAAAAGUCAAAACAUUUUGGGAUUCAGUCGUCUGGUUUCACCCUGGAGGCGAUCAGUCAGCUCGGCCCCACCCCGGUCUGAGAAAGAACAAUUGUUCACCUAGGAUUUCUUUUUUUCUUUUUAUGGUUUAUUGUGCAUUUUAGGUGAAACAUAACUCCAGGUUGAAACUCGACAGGGGGAUUUUUGCUUUUUUAUUUUAUUUCUCACACCCAGAGAAAUCAGAGACCCGGAGGGGAGAUUGUGGGACAGGUGGACAAGUUAACCUUCCUUUAUCUGCUGUCUUGUAAAAGAAAAAUAUAUCGAAAAUCUUUUACACUGCAUUCCAAAUGAAAAAGAAACACACUCCACACACACACACACACACACACAGGAAAAUGUACCUUUAUACGAUGAAAUGAAAAAAAGCUAUAGACUUAAAAUAUAUGUAUUUAUUUUACUGUUUUUUGCAUCUUCAGGCGAGUUUCUCUUUUGCUUUUCAGGUUGGUUUUUAUUUCAUUUUGAUUUUUUUUCUUCUGAGUGAAAGACUGUCAAAAAAUCGUGAUAAAAGAAGAAAAAAAAUGUCGAACAGCAACUACUGUAACCUCACUUCGUAGACGCCACAUGACGUGCCAUUUUGCUUCAGGAUGGCGUGUGAUGCUGCGGCCUACCAGGAAAGAAAGACCCAUAAUGUAUAUGAUUGCCAUGCUCCUCUCUCUGCCGAGAGGUUUCUUCUGUUUCUGUUUCUGUCACGCUGCAUAUCUGGUUGUCAUUUAUACCUCAGGUCCGACCACUUCAAAGCAGCUGAUUGUACAUUAGAAACACACACACAAAGAAGAAUCAGGAUUUUUAGUACAGCUCGUUUCCAGAUUUUUCGAUCUGAAGGAAGCAGUUUUUGAAUAAUUGUUGUUUCUUGUUGUCGUUCGUACUGUUGUUAUUCUGAUGGCAUCUCCCUUUCCUUUCUUUG